Ostreobium quekettii is the source of this 471-nucleotide messenger RNA. The record is from the annotation of a GenBank genome assembly. NCBI's taxonomy places the organism in Eukaryota, Viridiplantae, Chlorophyta, Ulvophyceae, Bryopsidales, Ostreobiaceae.
AUGCAUACAUGGCUAUGCUCAGCUUUGGAUGAUCGAGUUGCCUGUGCCGCACCUAUUAUUGGAGUGCAAGGAUUCAAAUGGGCAAUUGAGAACAACAUGUUCCAUGCGCGUGUGCAAUCAAUACCAAAGGUAUUCGAAGCGGCAAUGGUCGACAUGAAGAAGUGCGCAUUGGAUGGCGAGGUUGUGGAAGCAGUUUGGAAAAGGAUAAUGCCUGGUUUACUGGAUAGCUAUGAUGCAUGCCACUCUCUUCCUCUGAUUGCACCAAGACCGUUGCUGAUCAUCAAUGGUGAGCUGGAUGCCCGAUGCCCCAUAGAUGCUGUUCACAUCGCUCUAACUGCCACACGGUCUGCAUACAAGAAGCGCCCAGGGGACCUCCAGUUUUACGUUGAAAUGGGUGCCGGGCAUGAAGUCACUGAAGGGAUGAAGCAGAGUGUGCGUCAUUGGAUGGACAGGCACUUGCUUGGUGUUUAA